Messenger RNA from Lymnaea stagnalis (great pond snail), 1815 nucleotides. The record is from the annotation of a GenBank genome assembly. Lineage: Eukaryota; Metazoa; Mollusca; Gastropoda; Lymnaeidae.
UACAAAUAUGCAUAUGUGGAUACUCAUUUCCACAUGGAUACGCUGACGGAUGUAUUAAACAGCGACCAAGAUUUAAGCAAUGUGAGUCAGUCUCUACCCGAUAACUAUGAUGGAUUUAUUGCAGUGUUUUCAAAUCCAAGUACAUUUGAUGCAGAAUGUAAGUACAUAUUUAUUUCAAGGAAAAAUAUUUACAUAUAUAUAUAUAGUAACCGUACAUUUUGUCAAAUAGUGUACCUAAAGAUUUCAAUCGCAUUUUAACUUGGGAUAACUUCUAAAGCGCAUUUUUUAACUAAUCAAUUGAAAUACAUACUAUUGGUUCGUCUCUCGAGGAUUAAUUAAGGAAUGUCAUUUGAUUUCCAACAUCUGUAUUAAGUUCUUACUAUUGAUAUAUUCAACACUUAUCAAUUGACAAUUGAAAACAUACUUGUACUUAUGAAGAUUCAAUCUGUGUCAAUUAUUAAAUUCAAAGGACCCUCAUUGUAUAUUUAUAUAAAUCAGUAAAAAUUAGUUUAGGAAUAAAAACUAUAAGAUAACAGUUGUAGAUAUCAUGUCAUUAAAAUAAAAGUAGUUGUGCGUUUAUAGCCUCCUAUUCAUUCAAUUUUUUUUUUUGCUAGAUUUAUUUGUAUUUAUUGAUGCGUAUAAAUAAUGUUUAGUUUUUUUGUAAUGCUAGUUUUUUGCCCCAAUUUAAUUACUGAGCUGGGGGGGGGGGCGGAAAAGGGGCUUAACUGAAGAUGACACAAGACACAAUAUCUCAUUCCUUGAAAUUUUGUGUUUUGUUUUUCUCUCACGGCCAGGCAGCCUAGUUCUCAGAUCUGUAUGGAAUUGAAAUAUCAGCUCAGUAGCAUUUUUUGUUUUGGUUUCAGUGUCUGACAGCCAUGCUCUAAAAUCUGUGUUGAAUGGCAAUAUCAUCUUACUAACACUUAAUUUGUUUUUUGCUUCAGUGCCAGGCAGCGAGGUUCUAAGAUCCACACUGAACAAUACAAAGAUGAGGUACGUCAUGGGAUGUGCCCCCAAAUACGCCGACCACUUCAACUUCUCCCAGAUCGAUGAGUUCCAGAUGGCCCUCUACGCCAAGAACGUUAUCGCCGUGGGGCCGUGUGGGCUGGACUGCACCAUCAAACUGGACAUGGGGCUUCAGAGAACCGUCUUCAAACUACAGAUAGAGAUUGCUGCGGAGAUGGGACUUCCGUUGGUUAUUCAGAGCAAGAUGGCCGAUCUUGACUGUUUGGAUUUGCUCGAGAGGGUAGCUAUUAAAAUUUGUUAUAAAAUUAUAACGAUCGUUAAUUUUCAUAAUUGUCAGUUACCGUGCUGAUAGAAAAUGUAUUUUCCUACUAGAAUUUUAUGCAAUUCUUAUAAGAUUUAUAAUAAUUAGUAUUAAUUUCAAAAGCAAUUAUAUUUUGUCCUUGUUUUGGGUCAUUUGAGUAAUUUCAAAAAAUGCGCUUUUAGAAUGUUUCAUAAAUUUUCUAAAUAUAGAUGUGGAAAAAUUCCUUUAAAUUAAUAUGCAUUUUCUUUAAUGCUGAUGAUGUAAUAUUUUCCCUUACUUCACAUUACUUUCACUUUUAACGUCACUUGUGAAACAUCCUGUUUCCUUUGUUCUAUUAGCUCACUCCGUCCACCCAGAAGAUCCACAUCCAAGGAUUUGAGGGUGAUGACAACACGGCCAACUGCUGGAUGUCUAGUUUCCCUAACGUGUACUUUGGCUUGACCCCAGUCAUCGGUGACUCGGCCACGCCCACCUACAUCAAGGACAUGGUCAGGUCCAUUCCCCUGAACAGAGUUCUCCUAGAAUCCGGGGCGCCACACUUCGUUCCGGAG